This is a messenger RNA of Cuscuta europaea, 1499 nucleotides long. NCBI's taxonomy places the organism in Eukaryota, Viridiplantae, Streptophyta, Magnoliopsida, Solanales, Convolvulaceae. The record is from the annotation of a GenBank genome assembly.
AUAUUCGAUCAGUAGCUUUCAGUAAUUUGAGCCAGGCCAUAACCAACCAAAAAAUGAAAACCACCCUUCAUUUUCUCCUUCUACUAACUCUCUCAAUGGCAUCCACGUCAUCAUCAUCACUACCUCCCAUGAAAAACCUUACCAAUGAAACCAUCUACACCAUCUCCAAACAGCUCUGCUGGAACUGCCUAGGAGAGGCCGUACGGUUCCUGUUCCAGCACAACCUGGUGAGGGCGGCCAAGUGGGAGGCCCCGCUGGUGUGGGACCCGCAGCUGGAGAGCUACGCCAGGUGGUGGGCAGGCCAGAGGAAGGCAGACUGCCGGCUGGUGCACUCCUUCCCGGAGGGGGAUUUCAAGCUCGGGGAGAACUUGUAUUGGGGGAGUGGGACCAGUUGGACCCCGAGCGACGCGGUCAACGCCUGGGCUGCAGAGCAGAAGUAUUAUGACUAUGGGAGCAACUCUUGUGAGGAUGGGCAGGUCUGUGGCCAUUACACUCAGAUUGUGUGGAGAAAAACGUCUAGGGUUGGGUGUGUGAGGUCUGUUUGUGAUGAUGGUGAUGUUUUCAUGACGUGUAAUUAUUAUCCACCUGGAAAUUAUAUUGGUGAGCGGCCAUAUUGAAUCAAUUACACAAAAAAUUUUUGACAGGUAUUUUUCGAAAUUACCACAUCAAGAUUUUGGAAGGGAUAUGCCAAAUGGGUGUGAAUCCUUUAUUUUUUUUGUGGUUAACCAAGAAGAUCUCCAAUACAAUCAUGUGUGCAUGUAUGUACACAGAGAUAUGUAUAAAAUUAAACUUAUAAAUAUUUUUAUGAUCUUAUUUGUUUUUAGUUAUUUUUUACUCCUAUUAAUAAUUUCUGUCACAAGUAUAAUUAUAUUGGCGAGCGGCCAUAUUGAAUAAAUACAAUCUUGUGUGUAUGUAUCAGUGUACACAUUUUAAAAGAGCUGAGAGAGAUGCAUAAAAUUAAAUUAAUAGAUUUUUUUUAUGAAAUAUAUAGAGUAUGUUUUUAGUUUCUUUUUAUCAAUAACUUCAGUCACAAGUUCACAACGCGAUCUAGAAAAUGUGUGAAAUAAAGAGAUGGAUGAGUAUUGCACUAUAGAUCUUCAUUAACUUUUGUUCUCACUUCAUAUGUGGAUAAUUUCAAAUUUUGUAUUGGAACUACUAUAAUAGCGUAGCGUAUGACAGCUUGUUUUGGGUGAGGAAACAUUUUUACAUAUUCGAGUGUUAGAGGAAGUUAAGUAGUUAACUAGGUAUUAAUGGACAUUAUUUUCUACAAAUUUGUAUGAUGAAAUUUGAAGCUGUUGUCCAAUAAUUAUGGAAGAAUUGUUGGCCCUCAAUCAUUGAUGUAAGGUAUUGUCUCAUCCGAUAACAUCAUCCCAUAAUAGCAAAUUAUAUCGUGGUGUACUGGUAUACCAAGCACAUGGUAAUUGAGAAAUUAGACUUCUUAUUUUCAUUAAAAUCAAUGUUUUAUUUCUUAUAAUCCGUAUAAGACAAGUUACAUUUCG